Tilletiopsis washingtonensis is the source of this 2982-nucleotide messenger RNA. RefSeq lists its product as hypothetical. Gene Ontology annotation, cellular component: membrane; COG complex; cis-Golgi network. The transcript has 4 exons. The coding region runs from base 1 to 2982 and encodes 993 amino acids. NCBI's taxonomy places the organism in Eukaryota, Fungi, Basidiomycota, Exobasidiomycetes, Entylomatales. The record is from RefSeq and is a predicted model, not a curated record. Gene Ontology annotation, biological process: intracellular protein transport; Golgi organization; intra-Golgi vesicle-mediated transport.
AUGUCGCGCUCGAUGAGCCACGCUCCGGCGCCGACGCCCGGCGUGCAGCUCGACAAGUGGGCCGCCGUGCAGGCGCCCCUCUCCGACGCCGAGCGCGCCAGCGUCAGCCGCCUCGCCGACUGGAUCGCCGGUGGGCCGAGCGCAGCGUCGGGGCCAAGCGUGCAGCGCCGGCGCAGCUCUGUCGCUGCGGCAUCAGCGCUGCGCUCCAAUGGCGUCGACGCCAACGCAGCCUCCUCGUCGCGUCUGCCGGAGCAGGCUGAGCCGGAGGAGACGCCCGCUGCAGCGCCGAGUCGGGCAGUUAAGGCUUCCGCGCAGCCUUCGCUGCCGACAGCGCCAAUCCAUGACGCGCCUGCCUUUCUCGCCUGGUUCGCUAGCCAGCAGGCCUACAUCUCCUCGUCGACCGAGUCGGCGCACACGCAGGCGCUGGCGGGCAUCACUGCCGCCUGCGACGAGGCGGACGCGCUGCUGCAGGAGAUUGAGGCGGCGCGUGUGCACAUUGCUGAGCUGCGUGCUGGUGCCCGAUACGUCGAGGAGGGAAGUGAAGGGCUGCGAGAAGAGGCGGAGAGCAUGGUCGAGAAGAUGGACCAUCUCUCGACGCUGUCCGAAGCCCUGUCGCUGCGGCUCUCCUACUUCUCGAUCCUGCCUACCUCAACAUCCUUCCUCAACUCGCCGUCCGUCACGCUCGUGCUCUCGCCAGACUUCCUGCACACGCUCGACCGUCUCGACGUGGGCCUCGAGUUUGUGCAGGCGCAUCCGCAGUACAAGGACGCCGCGCUGUACCGCAUGCGCUUCGAGCACUGCGUUGUGCGCGCUGGCCAGCUCAUCCGGCUGUAUCUGGUGCAGCGCAUGCAGCAGCUCGUGCAGGAGACUGGCGACGGGCUGAAGAAGUGGGAGAAGGAGCGGUACGGCAAGGGCGCGGCGGAGAAGAGCCAGGGCAGCGCGGACUCGAAGCUUCAGGACCUCGCGGAUCCGGACCUGCACGGCCUCAUGUACGACAAGUUCAGCACAGAGUCGAUGCAGAUGCGGCCGCUGCUGGCCGAGCUCGAGAAGCGCGCCGCUCCGUCGGCGCCUGCCGCCGCCUCGAUGCAGCUUUCCAUCGAGGAGUCCGACAAGGUGCCUCCGAUGAAUGAAGACGCACUGCUCGCGGACUACUCGAUGACGCAGGAGAGCGACGAUGGCCGCACAGGGCGGACAAAGGCAUUCGUGUUCUCGUCGCCCGAGUUCGCGGCCAUGCUCAGCGAGUGCCGCGCCGCAUACUUCGACGCGCGCCGGGCGCUGCUUCUCGGGCUCAUUGGCAGCUGUUUGGCUCGCAUCGAAGCGGCCGUCCACGCCGAAGACUCGUCAGCGAGCAGCUCGUCUGCAGACUCGUUCGUUGUACGUCUGGCGCGGCGUGGCCUCGACUUCUUGCGUGCGCUGUGCGAGUCCGAGUACAAGCUCUGCGACCACUUCUUCGUCGUCGACGAUGACGAGCAGCGCGGUGCGACUGGCCAGUCAAGCGCCGCUGAGCUGCAAGCAUACCUCGAGACGAUCUGCGCGGCAUUGCACGACCGCGUGCGGCCACGCAUCCAGAAGGAGACCAGCCCUGCGGUCCUCUCGCGCAUCUGCGCUGCGCUGCUCGAAGUGCCUGCCGCCGAGGAGCCGGAUGAUGCACCGUCCCGCUCUGCCGAACUUCUGCUGCAGCCUCUGCUGCGACCUUUGCUCGAUGCCGCGCAAGCUCAACUCGUGCUCAAGGCCCGAGAGGACUUUGGCAAGAUCGCCGCGCACACGCCAACAGCGGACGACGUCGACUAUCCAGCCAAACUUGGUGGCGCUGCCGGUGCCGCAGCCGCUGCUCAUCGACGAGCCAAGAGCAGCAUCGGCGGUGCGGGUCUCUUUCAAGCGGCCGAGGCGGCAAGUGCAAUGGCGGCGUCGGCGCAGCGCGCAGAGAACGAGGGCAAGAUCCGUCUCUUCACUGCGCCGCCUGCGUCUGUCACGCGCACGUGGUACACGCCCUUGACACGCACACUGCAAGGCCUCUCGCUCGUCUACGAGCGCGUGCCCACGAGUGUGUUCUACGACGUAGGCAUGAGCGCGGUCGAGGCAUGCCGAGCGUCACUCGUCACCGGCGCCGAAGCACUGCGUACCGGCGGCGGCGGGCUCGGUACUGGUCGCAUCGGGCUUAGCGGCCGUCUCGACGGGCCACUGUUUUGGCUGCGGCAUCUGCUUCUCCUGCGCGAGAUCGCUCUUUCGGUGCAGCUGAGCGCAGACACCGGCGGCCACGGCCCAGCGGAUCGCAUCGCUGCCCUUACAGGCCACGCGCGCGGCGCUCCUGCCGCGUCUGCCGGCAUGGCACUGGACUUUGCCACGGUCGCGUCCGUCGUCAACGCUCUGUGGGCCGGCACAAGCGCACUGCUUGCUCCGCGGUCGCUGUACCAGCUCGCAAGAGGCGCAGGUGCGGCAGUCGCGGCGCCAGAAUCACCGAUGCCGCCCAGCUCGCCUAGAGAGACCUCGCACGCCGCGAUGCAGCAGCUCGAGGAGGACAUCCAGCGCGCGUCGACGCAGCUGGUCGCCAUCAUCGCGGAGAGCACGGCGCUGCCGCUGCGCGUCUACAUCUCGCAGAUCAGCCGCACGCCGCUGCCCGCCGCGACCGAGCCGCGCUCGCCGGACGCGCAGUCGCCAGAGGCCGGCGUGACCUCGCCCACCUCGCCGCUUGCGAAGCGGCGGGCUUCGGAGGUCGGAGCAGUGGGCAAGGCGCGCGGCGCGUACGAUGCCUUCUGCAAGUGCACAGAGGUCAAUCUAAAGGAGGCACGCAGCGCCAUCCGCGCGUAUCUCGAGGACGAGCGGGCGAUGGGCAGCCUCGUCGAGCCCGUGCUGAGCCAAGUCAUCGAGAGCUACGAAGCGUUCACAGCAGUCGUUCGCGAGCGGCAUCCGGCCGUGGCAGAGUCGGAGCUGCCGGGCGCUGACGAGAUCCGCGGGCGUCUCACGGCGAUGCUCACUGGCUGA